AUGUCUGAAUCACAAGAGGCCCCCAAGGCCAAGAAGCAGCUCAUUAUCAACGCUUUCGUUGAAUCAUGCAGUGGUCAUCAAUCACCUGGUCUUUGGAGACAUCCCGAUGAUAAAUCAUGGGACUUUAAUAAUAUCAGUCAUUGGGUAAAAUUAGCUCAACUUCUUGAGAAGGGAAAGUUUCACGGCAUUUUUAUCGCUGAUGUUCUUGGAUCUUAUGAUGUCUACAAAGGUCCUCGCAACCCAGACCCUGCCAUCAUUUCAGGCGCACAGUGGCCUGUUAAUGAACCCCUUGCGACUGUGCCAGCUAUGGCAGCAGCCACUAAAAAUAUUGGUUUUGGUGUAACCGUCGCUACUACUUAUGAGCAGCCUUAUCAUCUUGCCCGCAGACUCAGCACUGUGGACCAUCUAACUGGUGGAAGACUUGGCUGGAACAUUGUUACAGGAUAUCUUGAUUCUGCUGCUCGAAACCUCGGGCACACGGAGCAGCCGAGCCACGAUGAGAGAUAUGCUAUUGCUGAAGAAUACGUCGACGUAACUUACAAGCUUUGGCAAUCAUCCUGGAGAGACGACGCCGUCAAACUCGACCGUGAAAAAGGCAUCUACACAGACCCCUCCCUAGUCCGUCUAAUCAACCACGAGGGAAAAUACUACACCGUCCCAGGCCCUCACAUCUGCCAACCCUCACCCCAACGCACACCUCUGAUUCUCCAAGCGGGUACUUCCAAAGCCGGAAAGAACUUUGCCGCGAAACAUGCAGAGGCUAUUUUCGUCGCAGGCCACAGCCCCGUCACGGUAGCGAAAAACAUAGCUGAGAUCAGAACUCUGGCGAAAGAGCAGUUUGGUCGUGAUCCUAAGGCUAUUAAGUUCCUGGCUAUGUUUUGUCCAAUCAUUGGAAAGACGCAGGAGGAGGCUGAUGCGAAGUAUAAAGAGUUUGUUAGUUAUGGAUCUGAGGAUGGUGCGCUGGCGUUGUUUGGGGGUUGGACGGGUAUUGAUCUUGCGCAGUAUGGCGAUGAUGAGGAAUUACGGUACGUUGAAUCAAACGCGAUUCGCUCAGCCGUGGAAUCAUGGUCAAAAAGCAUACCAGGAGUAAAAGCUUGGACAAAGCACACUGUCGCGAACCACAUCAAAGUCGGUGGUUUAGGCGCUACAGUUGCAGGAACACCAGAGCGCAUUGCAGAUGAGAUGGAGAGGUGGGUCAACGAAGCUGACGUUGAUGGGUUCAAUCUGGCGUAUGCUCUUAUGCCGGCGAGUUUUGAGGAGGUUAUUUCGGAUUUGUUGCCGGUUUUGAGGGAGAGGGGAUUGUUUUGGGAGGAUUAUGCUGUGGAUGGGGGGACGUAUAGAGAGAAUGUUUAUGGGAAGAAGGGUGUUGCUAGACCGCCUGCUGAUCAUCCUGCUGCGAAGUAUCAUUGGACGAAGGAUGAUUGA
Molecule: messenger RNA, 1425 nt
Organism: Fusarium redolens
Lineage: Eukaryota; Fungi; Ascomycota; Sordariomycetes; Hypocreales; Nectriaceae
Product: luciferase-like domain-containing protein
Exons: 3
Coding region: 1-1425 (474 amino acids)
Molecular function (GO): oxidoreductase activity, acting on paired donors, with incorporation or reduction of molecular oxygen; monooxygenase activity
Source: RefSeq, a predicted model, not a curated record